GCUCCAUCCUGUGACUAUCUCCUCUCCAGUGUAACAUCUUUAAUAUGAUCAAUACAUCCAUUUAUAGGAUCGACUCGACAUCACCUGCGUUUUCUCCUUCAUCCUCUCCAGAGCUGAGUGAGGAGGGCAGAUUUAAUUGAGUCGACACAUGCUGAAAAGUUUUUUUUUUUUGUUUUUUUUUUUGCGAACUAAUCUUCCAGAGCAGAGGAGACAUCUUUAUCGGGUUAUUUCUGCUGAAAUCUGCCAGUGGAUGAACUUCUGAGAGCGCAGUGAACGGAAUAAAAGGAUUUGGAGAAAAUGAAAAGGUGUUGCGGAGUCCAUCAACCCCAGCUCUUCUUGCUAUUGGCUGCUGUCAUGGCAACGGCCCUGGAUUCCUCACACACGCUGGCCAGUGAGAGGAGUUCGAUAGAAAGCACAUACGAGCUGACCAAAUACCUGGAGUAUCAGCUCAAGGAAAUCAAAGACAUAUAUCUGACCUAUCUGGGUCCUCCAUUCAACGAGAAAGACUUCUCCCCUCCACGACCCAACAGUACGGCUCUGUCCCUGCCCAGUGCCGCCACCCGCCUGGAGCUGUGGCACAGCCUGGAGAAUCAAGCUCGGCUUGCCCAGAACCAGAAGGCCUACUCUGUCCUGCUGGCAGCCGUCAGAGAGUUGGCCCGCUCCACCCUCUGCCCCUCCCUCAAGAUCUCCCUGCUGCACUUUUGCACAGGCCUGGAUGGGCUGCUGGGCUCCAUAUCUGCACUGAUGACCACACUCGGUUCUGCACUUCCUCCUCCAUCUACAGACAUUGGAAGUAAUGCUGGAGAGCUGCAGUACCCCCAAAGGGGGGCAGGGGGCGAUAGACCAGCUCCACUGAUGAGCCAGAGCCUUUACAGGUCCAGAGCCGGGACAAGGACCGAAUCCGGUCAACGUAACAAUCAAAGAAGAAGCGGGACGAGGGUGGUCACAGGGGAGAGGGAGGACGGCGUCACCGUAGACCUGGUGGAAAAAAGGAGAGGAAAAGAGGGGAGGAGAGCAGAGGCGACCGCAGCUGGAGGAAGGAGUGGUGGAUCAAGGGAGAAGGGAAGAGGAGAAAGAGGGAGGAGAGGGAGGAGGGAAGAGCCAGAGAGCGGGAAAUGGACUGCCGGCAAAGACGAGAGUAGAGUAGGAGAGGAAGAAGAGGAGGCGCUGGAGCGAGACGGAGGGGUGGAGAGAUGGGGGAGGAGGAGAAGGUUGUUGAGCAUCAAUGAGGAUGGAGAGGAGAAGGAGAUGGAACCUGAAUCCAGGGUGGAAGUGUCGUAUCCGGGCACAAAAGGCUCCACCUCCCUUCAACAACCGACUCUCCAAACCAACAACAACAACCACUACAGCUACAACCUGAACUCACGUCACCCCGAUACACUCAGAAAGGAAGAUGGGUUUAUUGUAGAAACAGGCAGGGGGUUAACGGUGGAGGAGGAGAAGCAAACAGACAUGGAAGCUACUUCCUCUUCCUCCACUUUCCAUCAUCGUCGGCCUCCUCGCUCCCUCCUCUCCCCUACCCUCCAACCUCCUCUGUCCACCCUCUCCCUCCUCUACCAGUUCGGUGCAGGUGAGGAGCACACCCUCCUCCCACAGCCUGUCCCUCUGUCUUUACAAAGGGGCACCUCGCUCCUUUCGCCUCCUCUGACUCCGCUCCUGUCCUCCACCUCCUCGUCGUCCUCCUCACUGCUGUCGGUGCGGCCGACGAUGAACGACUUCGCCAGGAAGGUGGAGGGAUUUUGGAUAUUGCGAGAGCUGCAGAGUUGGUUGUGGCGAUCGGCGAAGGACUUUAACCGCCUCAAGAAGAGACUGAGAGGCUGAGAGACUGAGACGGGAAACACACCAGUGCAGUAUAUCGUAAAUCUAUUACUUGCACAAAGACUGAGUGGAAACAAACUGAGAGCUUUAACAGACAAAAGCACAUAAACACAUUCAUGCUUAACAUAUUCAUUCAUACAGUACUGGAAUAAGUGAAUGAAGGACUUUUUGGCAGGUCACCAGAAGUGCUAAUGGAAUAUAACACACACAAAGCCAACACAUUACCAGCACUGUCACCCGACUAAUGCACAUAGCAGCUCAUUCAGCGAGACACACUGAGACUGGGCCUAGUUACCGGACUUCACGGCUCAUAGAUCAACAGAAAUACCACUGUAGGUGGUUAGAAACACACACACACACACACACAUACGCACACACAUAGUGGCAGACUGAGUGACAGGCAGAGAGACAAACAGACAGUGCAGCCAUUGAGAAAGAAAGCUGAUUCAGUGACCCCAGAUGUGUGAAUCAGCAAACGUUCAUUUUCUCUAAAGGAAGAAGGGAAACUGUCUGAAUGGGUGUAAGACAAAGGGAGGAAAUGACCAGAGGGAUGAAGAGGAGGAGAGGAAGAGGCAGAAAGAGGAAGACGGGAGGGGGCGUGAGUCAGGGGAUGAGCACUGGAAAUAACGGGCAGAGGGGUACUGCUGAGUAAUCAGAAGUCGGUUACAGUAACUCUACAACGGCACUACACAUACUGUCCAGACACGCACACACACACACACACACACACACACACACACACUUAUUGGUGAUAUUUGGUGCCUUAACAAACCUUUCUUUUCUAUUCUCCUUUUGAUUCAGUGCUCAUUCAUUUGUACAACUUUUUAAUGAUUUCAUUCCAUAGCAAAUAAAUAUUUAACAUAAUCUUUAAAUGUUUUAUAGUAGUAAUAGUAGUCCAAACAUUUGGGGAAAUAUACUAAUUUGCUUUCUUGCUGAGAGUAAGAU
Messenger RNA from Morone saxatilis (striped sea-bass), 2763 nucleotides. RefSeq names its product cardiotrophin-like cytokine factor 1 (gene clcf1). NCBI's taxonomy places the organism in Eukaryota, Metazoa, Chordata, Actinopteri, Moronidae. The coding region runs from base 298 to 1821 and encodes 507 amino acids. The transcript has 3 exons. The record is from RefSeq and is a predicted model, not a curated record.